GUUUUAGCUAAAGUUGCUCGAAGGAAACCAUGUCGGACGCUCUGGUUUUCAAGGGGAUUCUCAACGGUCAUACCGAUGAGGUGACGGCAAUCGCUGCACCCAUCGACAACACCGACAUGAUUGUCUCCUCUUCACGCGACAAAUCCAUCCUCGUCUGGGACCUUACCAAGGAGCAAUCCUACGCCACAGACAGCGCCCCGGCAUCCGCAGGUCUCCCCCGCCGCCGUCUCACCGGACAUUCCCACUUCGUUCAGGACGUGGUCCUCUCCUCCGACGGUCAGUUCGCACUUUCCGGGUCCUGGGACGGUGAGCUCCGUCUCUGGGAUCUCAAUACUGGUGCAACCACCCGUCGGUUUGUUGGCCACAACAAGGACGUCCUGUCAGUUGCCUUCUCUGUUGACAACCGUCAGAUCGUCUCUGCUUCACGUGACAAGACCAUCAAGCUAUGGAACACGCUUGGCGAGUGCAAGUACACUAUCCAAGACGGGGACGCUCAUACCAAUUGGGUGAGCUGCGUGAGGUUUAGCCCUAAUAAUUUCCA
This is a messenger RNA of Dendrobium catenatum, 541 nucleotides long. RefSeq names its product guanine nucleotide-binding protein subunit beta-like protein. NCBI's taxonomy places the organism in Eukaryota, Viridiplantae, Streptophyta, Magnoliopsida, Asparagales, Orchidaceae. The annotation marks the transcript as partial. The transcript has a single exon. Gene Ontology annotation, cellular component: nucleus; cytosol. Gene Ontology annotation, biological process: rescue of stalled cytosolic ribosome; positive regulation of protein phosphorylation. Gene Ontology annotation, molecular function: protein kinase C binding; ribosome binding; translation regulator activity. The record is from RefSeq and is a predicted model, not a curated record.